Aedes albopictus (Asian tiger mosquito) is the source of this 3216-nucleotide messenger RNA. RefSeq lists its product as uncharacterized. The record is from RefSeq and is a predicted model, not a curated record. The transcript is spliced from 3 exons. Lineage: Eukaryota; Metazoa; Arthropoda; Insecta; Diptera; Culicidae. Bases 1 to 3216 code for a protein of 1071 amino acids.
AUGCCCACCACUACGCGAGCUGCUGCGAAGGCCACUGCUGGGGGAUCCCAGGACAUUUGCGAGAGAUGCAAAACUCCUCAUCACGUAGCAGAAAUGGUAGCCUGUGACCGAUGUCGACGUUGGUACCAUCGUGCGUGUGCGGAGGUGGCGGAGAGCUUCAGCGGUAAGUGGACAUGCAAGGAUUGUACUUCCAUAGUGACGAUCAGUGGAGCCUCGAUUUCGGGAAGAACCAGUAGCACAUCUCGGUCAACACGGGUUCAGCUACAACUCAUGCGACUGGAAGAGGAGAAAAGGGCCCAGGAGAAACUGAUCCAGGAACAGCAGGAGCAGGAUCGUAUCCUGCAGGAGAAGGCUCGGGCCGCGAAAGCUGCGCUAGAUAAAAGGUACCUCGACGAGAAGUAUGCCCUGCUUCUAGCUGAUGCUGAAGACGACGAUGCUGGGAGCCACAGGAGUCGUCGCAGCCGUUCGAGCAGGAGCAGUCAGGUGAGAAUGUGGAUCGACGGACUGGAUGAAGCUGCCGGGGGGAAUCCAAUCCCACAGCACGUAGAGGACAUCUUUCCGCCGAUUACGAUUGGCAGUGAGGUCAACGUACCCGUCGGCGGAAUACUCGCGAAAUAUACAGGAGCAGUUCGUAAAAUUCCACCAAAUCCAUCGGUAGUUGGGACAAGCGAUGAAAAUCAACAACGAUCAUCCAGGCCGGCAAUCGACUGGCUCGCCGAUAACGUUGGUACUGAGGUGUUUACACAGCCAGUGUAUACACAGUCGGUGAUUGCACAACCUAUGCAACCUCCACCCGUUCGGCCGAAGCUCGUACCACGACCGCCACUACCAACGUUCUUGUUUCAAGAACCAAUUUCAAGGCCAUCAGCUGAUCACGUACGUUCGUCGCUCCCACCGAUAAGUGAAUCACCGCUGCUACAGUCGAGAGUCGGACAGCGUACACAGAUGCCCUCAUCGAAUCCUGUACCACAACAGCCACACACAUCUCGAGCGUUUGUAUCGCCACCGUCGCAGCAACCGCAGGUAGUGCAGUCGCCGGUUGAUGCUUCUAUCCAGUUAGCAGAGCAAAUAUCGAGCAUGCAACUACCACCAACGACACGGGCGUCGUUCUCUCAGCUGUCUUCUCGGCAGCCACGCACACUUGCGUCGGUGAUGUGUGAUCAGUUAGUGGAACAAUCGCAGCCCCCAUCUGUGUUGCGAGAAUCAAUUUCGUACACCCCGGAACCACAGCAUCCAUCCGAUCCGGAGAGAUUGGCAUCGCGAUCACCGGUCCAGCAGACGACGACGUCGUCAGUAUCGCUACAACAACAGAGCGAGCAACAUGCUGCCCAACUGCAGCAGAUACAAGAUCAGCAAUCGUUGUGGGGACAAUUCCAGCAGCAGUUAUCGGCCAGACAAGUGGUGCCGAAGGAGCUUCCAGUUUUUACUGGCUGCCCCGAAGAAUGGCCACUUUUUAUUAGCAGCUUCUGUAAUUCCACAGCGAUGUGUGGAUAUUCUCAAGCUGAGAAUUUAAUGCGACUGCAAAAAUGCCUUAAGGGCAGAGCAUUAGAGGCCGUUCGGAGUAACCUUUUGCUGCCAUCUUCGGUCCCGAAAGUGAUGGAAACACUUGAAACAUUGUUCGGGAGCCCAGAGCGACUAGUCCAGUCGCUGCUCAACAAAGUGCGCGGCGUUCCUACUCCGAAGGCUGAAAGGCUCGAGAGCCUGGUGAAUUUCGGCUUGGUCGUGCAAAACCUAGUCGGUCAUUUGAAGGCUGCCAACCAGCAAGCCCAUCUGUCCAAUCCAACUUUACUGCAGGAGCUGGUGGAUAAGUUGCCACCACACCUUCGACUGGACUGGGCAUUAUUCAAAAGGAACUGUGGUGUCGUCGAUUUGGGAACGUUCUGCGACUACAUGAGUGCCAUCACGUCAGCAGCGAGUGAUGUGGCCCACUUCACGGAUUUUGACGGACCUCGCGCUGUUGAAAACGAGAAACCGAGGAGGGAGAAGGCCUACAUCAACGCUCAUGUGUCGGCCGAACCACGGAGAUUCGAGCAGCAUGGAAAGAAAGUGGAUACCCAAGAGAGACCUUGCUAUGUCUGCCAGAGCGUGAAGCACCGAAUAAGGGACUGCAACAAGUUCAAGUCCAUGUCGUUCGGGGAUCGCAUGAAGGCGGUAGAAAAUCACCAACUUUGCUUGGUUUGUCUGGUGCCACAUGGAAAAUGGUCUUGCAAAUCCACUCUACCAGUGGUAUUGCACGGAAAGGAAGCCAAGAUUUCUACCUUUGCGUUCCUCGACGAAGGCUCAUCAUCUACACUGAUUGACCAGGAGGUAGCUGACCUCUUGAACCUUGAGGGUAAACGGCAACCGCUGUGCCUCACAUGGACUUCGAAGGUUUCCCGUCAUGAAAGUGAUUCUAGGAUGGUUUCACUGAGGAUUUCUGGGAAAGAAGACAGCGAAAGUUUCCCUCUGUUGGAUGUUAGCACUGUGCGUCAGCUGGAUCUUCCGGUGCAGACACUACAGUACGAUGAAUUGUCGCGUCGGUACACGUAUUUGGCCGGACUUCCGGUUAAAAGCUACAAGGACGCUAUUCCGAGAAUCCUGAUUGGAUUGGACAACAUAAAGCUGUCGUUGCCUAUCAAGAUACGAGAAGGGCGGCACAGCGAACCAGUGGCAGCGAAAACUAGGUUGGGUUGGACUGUCUUCGGAAGCACUGACGGCACUAAAGUGAACUUUCGGUCCCCAGUAUUGCACAUCUGCAAGAGCACAGAGGAAACCGACCUACACGACCUGGUGAAAGGUUACUUUGCAAUGGAGAACCUUGGCGUUUCCGUAGCUGAUGGACCAGAAGCAGAAGAAGAUCGACGAGCGAAGGAGAUUCUACGGCGAACGACGAUCAAGCGUGCUGACGGACACUAUGAAACCGGAUUACUGUGGCGGUACGAUUCAGUGGAAUUACCAUCGAGCUACGGUAUGGCCGAACGUCGUUUGCUUUGCCUGGAGCGGAAGCUGAGAUCUAAUCCAGAACUGAAAGAGAGCUUGGAAAGGCAAAUUUCCGAGUACCAGGUUAAAGGCUAUGCUCACAAAGCAACACCCCAGGAGUUGGCAAAUAGUGAUCCGCACCGUACAUGGUAUCUUCCACUAGGAGUGGUAACGAACCCACGUAAGCCAGGGAAAGUGCGUAUUAUCUGGGACGCGGCCGCCAAGGCGAAUGGUGUGUCUCUUAAGAUGUUCUGCUGA